CGUAUGGAUCGUCCACGAGAAUCCAUUUGUCGACAUCGACCAUCAUCAUCAACAACAUUGUGGCCAUCAAAAAAACGAUCGUUUCUUGAAUUACGUCAACCAUCAUCAUUAUGUUAUUAUAAUAAUGGUGCCGUAAGGUCGUCAGGUAAUCAAAGUUCACCAUCAUCAUCGACUAGUAGACAACGAUUCUAUCGAUCCCUCGAUAAUGUUCAUCUUGAUGAUAUUUAUCGUUAUCGUAUCCAUUUUGAUCGUAUGCUUGCUAAAAUUAAUCAAAUAAAAUUGAUUGUUUGUGCUGGUUGCAUUUUUCAUCUGGCAUUUGUAAUUACAUCGGAUUUUACAAUGAUAAAAAAAUCAUUGUUAUUCCCUGUAGAAUCGAAAACGAUUCACAGAAAUGACUCCGGUAUCAUUGAAUUCGAAACAUUGGCGAUAAUAUCCACAUUUACACUUCGAUUGAUAGGAUUAGUUUUCGGAAUGAUUAUCGGCUGCUUGAUUGAACCGGAACGACAUCUAUUUAUGUUUAAUCGUUUGAAUAUAUUUCAUUUGAAUUGGUUGGCAUUUCUUGUCAUUACCGUAUUGGAUACGAUUUCGAUGAUUAUAAUGCCAUUAAAUUUACCAUUCAUCGCAAUGUUUAUCAAUGUAAUAAGAAGUUCAAUCUGUGGUAUACAAUUGUUUCUGUUACUUUAUGCAUUAUUUGAUAUAAAAAUUGAUCCUUUGGAAGAAAAAGAAGCCAAACGUUAUGUUCAAUUAUAUUUGAUCAUGUUUAUGACUGGUUUACUAUCGGCACUAUCAUUAUCAUUAUAUUUUUAUUCUGAUCUUUUCAUAAACAACGAUAUUUCAGCUAUUCAUUCAUUCAUUCGAUCAAUAAUUGGAUGUCGAAUAUUUUUAUCAUUAAAUUGGUCAACAUUUUCUUAUCUUAUAUGGCAUGGUGUUGCAUCCAUUCAUGAACAGAAUGUCGUACGUGGUGUAGAUUUUGAAGAAUUUCUUGCAAAUUAUGCUAUCGAAAACGAUUGUACGCGCUAUAUAACGUUGAAUUGUGUUGUACUUGCGUGUCAAAUGCGUCCGGGAAUAAAUGUCGAUAAUCAUUUAGAUGAAGAUAAUUUCAGUAUACGUACAGUAGAAGGAUGGCAAAAAACUGGAUUCGCUAUCAUUGGUACUAUACAAUUUGCUUUGGCUUUUCAUUUGUGUAUUUCAUAUCCGGUUGGAUGUUCAAUUUGGCCACAAAAAUAUUAUCCCAGAUUUCUAUCCGGAAAUCAAAAAUUUUCAUUAUUUAUUAUCAUGGCAGUCAUGAUAUUUUUCAUACGAAUUUACUUAUUAUGUCAAACGAAUUGUAUUCGAAUCAUUCGUGAACAAUUACGAAUUCCCAAAUGUUUCUCAUACAUUACCGUUGCAUUUCUUUACAUCGUGGCAAACAUCAUACAAUUAUUCAAUGACCAAUAUGGUCAACAUCAUUUUUUAUUGAUUAUAAUGGCAAAUAUAGCUUUCGGAAUGUCGGUGUCACAAAUGUUGGAUGAAAUUUGUCAUGCAAUUAUCAAUCAUUUAUCCAUCACUGGUCAUUGGAUACGUAAUACGAUUCUCAUGACAAUCAUUUUUCAAUCAUUAAUGUCAUUCGUUCAUUAUUAUUUCAUUGAAAAUUUAGCCAGAAUCGAAGUGAUUUAUUACUUAAACAUAGCUAUUAUAUUAAUUAUUACAAUUACAAUGAUAAUCUUAUCACAAUGCAGAUGUAUACAUAUCAAUAGUGGAUUUGAUCUAAUCGAAAUGCAAACAAUGGAACCUUUAACAAAAAUUAUUGAUCACAAUAAUGUUGAUGGUGACAAUGUCGAAGCAGAUAAUUCGGUACCAAAUGAAAUGUUGUCAUCAACAGGAAAUCAAACAUUCUAUCGAACGAAUGGAAAAAAACGUAAACAAUCGAUAGCAUCGAUAUUGGCUUAUCGAAUGAGAUAUCGCAUCGAAUCGAUUGUAUCAACAUUUAAUUUAAAAUGAUGAUAAUAAUAAUUUAUUUAUCUAUUCAAAAUAUAACAAACGAGUUUAUAUUAAAGAGUAUUUCAUUUUCGAUUA
Dermatophagoides farinae (American house dust mite) is the source of this 2055-nucleotide messenger RNA. RefSeq lists its product as uncharacterized. The record is from RefSeq and is a predicted model, not a curated record. NCBI's taxonomy places the organism in Eukaryota, Metazoa, Arthropoda, Arachnida, Sarcoptiformes, Pyroglyphidae.